Molecule: messenger RNA, 127 nt
Organism: Racocetra persica
Lineage: Eukaryota; Fungi; Glomeromycota; Glomeromycetes; Diversisporales; Gigasporaceae
Source: the annotation of a GenBank genome assembly
AUGUCAUCAUUGCGAAUAUCCACACCAGAGUUCGCACAUAUUUAUGAUGAUAACAGUGAUGAUAACAGUGAUGAUAACAAUGAUGAUAACAAUGAUGAUAACAGUGAUGAUAACAAUGAUGAUAACA